Lytechinus pictus (painted urchin) is the source of this 1868-nucleotide messenger RNA. RefSeq names its product chromatin complexes subunit BAP18-like. Bases 121 to 678 code for a protein of 185 amino acids. The record is from RefSeq and is a predicted model, not a curated record. Gene Ontology annotation, cellular component: MLL1 complex; NURF complex. The transcript has 6 exons. NCBI's taxonomy places the organism in Eukaryota, Metazoa, Echinodermata, Echinoidea, Temnopleuroida, Toxopneustidae.
GAGUCAAUGACGUCACUAGCUGAGGACGGUGCGUCAACUCGAUUCGAGUCGAACUAGAAAAGCAAAAUAGUGAACUUACGAAACUAUUUCACUCAUAUUUGAGGCUUUUCAGUAGGAAAGAUGAGUUCAGCAGGGAAGGUAGGGGAGAUUUUCUCGGCGGCUGGUUCAGCGUUCACUCAGCUUGGUGAACUGACGAUGCAGUUGUAUCCUACUAGCGAUCAAACCCCUGUCAGUGGCAAGUGGACAGAUGAGGAGGUUGAGAUGCUGAAGAAUGCUAUCAAACAGUUUGGGGAUGACCUUCACAAGAUCAGUGAAACCAUCAAGACAAGAACUGUAUCUCAGAUCAGGGCAGCCAUUAAGAGGAAAUCCCUUGAUGCCAACACGAGGAAGGAGAGAGUGGACAGGGGUCACGUAGAGCCGUCUACCGGCCUCACAUUGAUGGCCAGCCAUGCUCCAGCACGCUCCUCGCCGACUACACCACCUGCUAAGAGGAUAAAACAUGAAUCAUCCGAGCCUGGGAACGAUUCCCUGGUUGACAUUGAAGGUCUUGAAGAUGGUUCCUCGAUAUCACCGUCGAAGAGAUUGGAAUAUGAAGGAAUAGAGCCUGCCGCAGGAAUUGAGAUCAAAGUGGAAUGCGAAGCCAUGUCAGAGUCAGAAGCGGAUAACUUACAACGAUGAGGAAUUAGCUUGGUAGGUUUCCAUGGUUGCGAUACACCACAACACAGGUCUCCAUGGCUACGAUACACAGUCAUCCUACAAUGGCAUGAAAACAUCUGUACAGAUAAUGAUGCCAACAUUUCUAUUUUAUUUAUGACAUGCUGGACAGUUCAACUGCAAAGUGACGUCAGUAAUUUUUUACCCUGUGCUCUUCUUGAAAUUGCUCUGUGCAAUGUUUUAAUGACCGCCUGAGCUGAGGAACAAUCGCUGAGCUGUCAACUGUAUUUUUUAACUCAAACGCAGAGACGCCAACAUAUUCAAAGUCUUGGCGUCUCCACCUUUGGCCUAUGAUAGUCCUUUCUGUUACCAGUAUCCCCCAUCGAAAAUUUUCAAGACAAACUAUUUGUAGCAACUACUGGUAGUUUUUAUUUUCAGUGAAUUGGGUUUCUGAUUAGAUGUGUACCGAUAUAUAUGUACAGUUUAUAUUGCUCUGGAAGGUAGUAUUACUAUUAUGUAAUUAAUCUUUUAUCUUCUCCAGGGGUGUGAGAGUUAAGAUUUUUAUCUGAUUUCAGAUUUUUUUUUUUUUUAUUUUCAGCUUAAUUUCAGCUUAUUUUUGGCCUUCCUCUGUACAAAAAGUAUGGGAGCUCUUUCUAUUUCAGACUUUUUCAACAGAUCUUUUUAUUUGUGACCACUCACACCCCUGCUUCUCUCAGAACUUGUAAUUUGAGAAUUUUCUUCACGCCCCUGCAUAACGAAGAUUGAAAGGGGUAUGUUGGGGUCGAUGUAAGGUUGGGUAGUUGGGUGCAGACCUUGCAGAUUGAAUCACUUCCUCAGUUUUUAUACGCCCGUCCUAGAUGGGACGUAUUAUGGUAUCACGCUCGGUGUCCGUCUGUCUUUCCUUCCGUCCGUUAACUUUUCUUUGUAAAUGCAAUAACUUCAGUUUGACUUAAGCUAGGCUCAUAUAAUUUGGUGUGUAUGAUACUAGCAUGGAUCCCAAGAAAGCCUAUUGAUUUUGAGGUCAAAAGGUCACAUGUGACAUUAGACAGCUGGCAGCCGUCUGUUUCGAGGAGUUUUUUAACAUUUUUUUUUUUUUUUCUCCUCGUACACAGACGGCUCGCUAUCGUGCAGCCACCAUUAGGGGGUUAACAAUGCAAAAUCCCCCUGACGGGGCUCAUUGAUUUUUGUCUUUAUUUCAUAAAAAUAUAUAAAAA